UUUACGAGCGGCUCCGCUCCCAUCUUGGCAUUCCAGAGCGGUGGCGUGGAGACAGCACGCUGGCGAAGGUUUGCAGGAAUGGGCGCAUACACACCGCGGCACUUCUGAAUGUAGCUAACGUUAUAUAUAUAUUUAUCAAUCUUUUUUUUCAAUUUUCCUUAUUUUCUUUUCUUUUUUCCCCCUUUUCUUUGAUUAGCCUAUUAUUAUUAUUUUUAUUCGAACCAAAUCGCCAUGGCUUGGCCGUGCAUAAGCAGAGUGUGCUGUCUGGCUCGGUUCUGGAACCAGUUUGAUAAAUCCGAUCUUUCAGUGCCACUGACCAUACAGAACUACUCGGACAUCACCGACCAAGAGGUACAAUCCGUCACCAGGCAGGUACCGACGGACCGGGUUCUGAGGCACAACUAUUCCACCACGGAACAUCGCGGAUCCCCCCAGACACCGGGAGAUGCCCCGGGGACCCAGAGGUCAUUGAGGGGCCGGAGGGAGCCUAACUUCAAACCCCAGGAGGACUACCAACAAACCGGUGUGCCUUUCUCCACUGUCACCCAGUACAAACAGGAUUACAAACCCUGGCCUAUUCCGAAGAAGGAGAAUUUCCCCUGGAUUAGCAAUGUCGGAAAAGGGGGUGAAGUUGGUUCGGAUAGCCCCGUGAACAGUAACCCCAAUGCGAGCCAGACUAGAGGGGACAUGGGGGAGAGAGAGGAGCGGGGCAGACAGAGGUGGGGGGAGCAGGGGACGGCAACAGCCAAAAGCUCUUACAGACAGGAGUACAGGCUGUGGACGGGGGCAAGACCAGCCAAGACCACCAGGAAACAAUGCCCCCCUGCCCCGUAUGCCAGUCCCGGAUCGGGGGUCUCCCACCUCCCUAAUGAGACCAGCUACCAAGCCGCCUACAACGGAGGUGGGGAGGCUUUCAGACACACAGAGCUUCACCAGAGGGACCAUACUCCCAGCACCCCCACUGCUGACCUGCUGACCCCCACCGUCCCCCAAAACACCGUAACCCCACUCCAGCCCUACUCCAUUGCCACUACCACCCCUAUCACCACCACCGCCGGCCUCCAGCAGAGCAGCCUGCCAGAGAGACCUGACCUCAGUAUAGGAACCAUGGGAGAGGAGCAGUUGGUUAGGACUAAGCUCUCUCCCAACCCCUCUGCGGUUUUUCAAAGCGGAUCCAGAAUCUUCAACAUAUGACAGACUCUCCAAAUCCUUCUACUGGUUACGGGGAGUCCAAAGAACCAAUUAGGGAAUGUUCUCUGUCCAUUCCACACUAUAACAAAAUCUAUGCAAAGGAAUGUACAUCUUCUUAAUGUAAUCAGAAAGGGAAAGUUAGCUUACCGUCCAGUAUAGUAAAUCAGAGAUGAGAGUGAAUGAGAAACUAGAUGUCAUAAAACAAGAUAAAUCAUUUUACAAUUCUGUUCUAUUGCUAUGAAAAUGUCAUUUGCAUGAAACCAACUAGUUUGAAAUCAGGCUUUUUUGCCGUUGGACACUCCAAGACAACACGGCUGCUCUGUAAUGUGUGUUUGUUUGUACUGUAUGUACAGGUAUGUGUGUGCACCUGCUGAAUUGGAAUGAUUUAAGUUAAUAAAUACUUUUUGUACAUACUGUUGGAUCUAUUGAAAUGACAAGCAAUGUAUGCUCAAACUACACUUUGUCCAGAAAGUGUGUUGAUUUUUGUUAACGGAAACAAAACAAAAUAUUUAAUUCAUUUCUAUUCAAUUACUGGUAGGUAACGAUUGAGAAAAUAGUUGUUUCUGGUGUAUACGUUCAUUUUGUAAAUCUGCUUCAGAAAAUAAAAAGUGAAAUAUGAUAUAAUGUACAGUAUAUUACAAUAAAAGAAUAUUAGGUUCUUA
This is a messenger RNA of Oncorhynchus gorbuscha (pink salmon), 1853 nucleotides long. RefSeq names its product microtubule-associated protein 6 homolog. Gene Ontology annotation, biological process: cytoskeleton-dependent intracellular transport; microtubule cytoskeleton organization; regulation of microtubule cytoskeleton organization. Gene Ontology annotation, molecular function: calmodulin binding; microtubule binding. The record is from RefSeq and is a predicted model, not a curated record. Gene Ontology annotation, cellular component: microtubule; cis-Golgi network; Golgi-associated vesicle. Lineage: Eukaryota; Metazoa; Chordata; Actinopteri; Salmoniformes; Salmonidae. The transcript is spliced from 3 exons. The coding region runs from base 232 to 1194 and encodes 320 amino acids.